Messenger RNA from Alternaria hordeiaustralica, 447 nucleotides. RefSeq lists its product as uncharacterized. Lineage: Eukaryota; Fungi; Ascomycota; Dothideomycetes; Pleosporales; Pleosporaceae. The transcript has a single exon. Bases 1 to 447 code for a protein of 148 amino acids. Gene Ontology annotation, molecular function: protein binding. The record is from RefSeq and is a predicted model, not a curated record. Gene Ontology annotation, biological process: bacterial-type flagellum assembly.
AUGAUCCGGAACCUUGAAUGGGAGCUCUACGCGACAGUAGUAGAAGCGAACGAUAAAGAGUCGGUGAUUGAUCGGCUUACCCAGGACAACGAACGGCUCCAGGAAGAGUGCGAUAAGAACGUCGACAUGACACGCGAGAUACAACGGCUCAACGAAGUGAAUGAGAUGCUCUCCGCAAGGCUCAUGGAAGGAUAUAACAAGGCGAUGGCUGACAAGGGACUGCUCAUGGCAAGAUGUAAUGAUCUAGGAACAUUGGGUCUGGAAGGCAAUGAGGCGAGCGGGCGUUAUGGAACGCAAGCCCAGGAGCCAAGUUCAUCUGCGUCCUCCGCGACCCCACAUACUACUAGAGUGGCAAAGAAGAGAAAGACCUUCAGCCCUGGAUCGCGAGUACCGAGAAUGCAAGUGAGCUCCAAGGUCAGGGCCAACUACACGGACUCGGAUGAGUAG